Molecule: messenger RNA, 1527 nt
Organism: Gilbertella persicaria
Lineage: Eukaryota; Fungi; Mucoromycota; Mucoromycetes; Mucorales; Choanephoraceae
Product: WD40-repeat-containing domain protein
Exons: 9
Coding region: 62-1438 (458 amino acids)
Biological process (GO): regulation of gene expression
Cellular component (GO): Rpd3L-Expanded complex; Rpd3L complex; cytoplasm
Molecular function (GO): histone binding
Source: RefSeq, a predicted model, not a curated record
UGGACCAGUCCUCUUUUCGUUUUUUUUCCCUUUUCUCUUUCCUUCUAUCGAUAUACGCAAUAUGGAUUACGAACUCGAGAAUAACCGGACAGAAGAAGAACAAGAAAAGCUCAUUAAUGAAGAGUAUAAAAUGUGGAAAAAGAACUCGCCUUUUCUAUAUGACCUUGUCAUUACACACGCGCUUGAAUGGCCUAGUUUAACGUGUCAGUGGUUUCCUGACGUAGAAGAAGUUCCCGAUAAAAACUACAAGAUGCAGCGUCUAUUGUUAGGUACACACACCAAUGAUGAUGAACCCAACUAUUUGCAGAUUGCUUCUGUCAGACUUCCUAAAGAAUACAAGUCUGAAGACGCAGUGAUGGAAGAAGCACAAGAUGAAACGUAUAUCAAAAUCACGCAAAAGAUACUUCAUGACGGUGAAGUGAAUCGUGCUCGUUAUCAGGUUCAUAACCCCGAUAUGAUUGCUACUAAAUCAAGAACGGGUGAUGUCUAUGUAUUUGACCGUACUAAAUAUGACCCUAUGCCUAAAGAAAACGAGAGAUUUAACCCUACUUUAAGAUUAGUAGGCCACGAUAAAGAAGGUUAUGGCCUAGCUUGGAGUCCUCAUAAAGCAAAAGCUACACAUUUGCUAAGUGCUGGUUUUGAUAGUAAGAUUUGCCAAUGGGAUAUCAAUGGUACAACAAAAGAAAAUCGCGAAUUAGAACCUGUGCGUACAUACACAGCUCAUGCAACUGGUGUUGAGGAUGUUGCAUGGCAUAAUAAAUUUGAAUCCAUAUUUGCUUCUGUAGGUGAUGAUGCUCGACUUAUGAUUUGGGAUGCAAGAAAUGAUGCCAAUAAACCCAUUCACAAUAUUCAGGCACAUGAAGCUGAAGUCAAUUGUGUUGCAUUUUCCAAUAAUGAAUGGAUUCUUGCUACUGGUUCUGGUGAUAAAACUGCUGCAUUAUGGGAUUUGCGUAACCUGAAAUCAUCUUUACAUAGCCUAAGAGCUCAUCAAUCAGAAAUUCUUCAGUUAUCUUGGUCACCUCAUCAUGAUUCUGUCUUGGCUACAGCCAGUAGUGACCGAAGAAUUCUUGUCUGGGACCUUGCUCGUAUUGAUGCUCCUCAACUGCCUGAAGAAGCAGAAGAUGGUCCUCCCGAACUUUUGUUCAUGCAUGGUGGUCAUACAAACAAAAUUUCUGAUUUUGGCUGGAAUCCAGCUGAACCUUGGGUACUAUCAAGCACUGCAGAUGAUAAUAUUGUUCAAGUUUGGCAAAUGGCCAGUAAUAUCUAUAACCCACCUAAACCUGAAGAUACUCCAACUGCUCCUAUUGAAUCUAACCCAGUUGAAAAUAAUACAUCGCCUACUCAUACACAACCACAAUCACCUCCACCUCCACCAUCAUCCUCUACUCCUCCACCACCUCCACUACCAUCCACACAAGAUGAAAAGAUGGAAGGAUAAAAUUAAACAAGAAAAUUUCUCUAGUCACGAAAUUUUUCCCUUUCCUUUCUUUAAAGAAUAAAGUGAUCUACAAAAAUUUUUGUUAUCUA